Aspergillus saccharolyticus JOP 1030-1 is the source of this 427-nucleotide messenger RNA. RefSeq lists its product as uncharacterized. The record is from RefSeq and is a predicted model, not a curated record. Bases 76 to 375 code for a protein of 99 amino acids. The transcript has a single exon. NCBI's taxonomy places the organism in Eukaryota, Fungi, Ascomycota, Eurotiomycetes, Eurotiales, Aspergillaceae.
CUUAUCUCUCUUUCUAUCGCACUUUUCAAACUUUCUCAAGUCAACCAAGAAUAUGCAAAACUGGGCGUUCUCAAAAUGCUCGGUCUAUUUCAAUUUGUUACUCGAUUAAGCGUUGACGUUGUGCUUAGUAAACUCCGAUCUCGUCCGCAAUCACCUCACCCUCUGAUCCUCCACUGCGCUUCAACAUCCCCAUCAUUCUCGCCCAGAUCCCUUCAUUCACACGUCCCUGCACCCAAUAGCUCGCCUGUUUGCCCUCAUCUCCAUCGCCAUCCGUAUUCCCGAUUCGCGCAGACACCCGCGCCUUACACGUCGUCAACCCGUCGUCCAUCCGUACUCCCAUUGUCGACAAUGGCCGACUUAACCGCGUAUUCCUGAGAACAAAGACGGGCCUCGUGCCUCUGACAUCCAAUUCAUACCAAGGCAGAUG